CGAGCCAUUAUCUUUCAGACAAUAGAUUUUUUGAAAGAAAGUUUUGUCGAGGCUUCAUUAGCAAUGGCCUCCCUCUGUGGUCUGAAUGCAGGACACAUUUGGAGCAAUUACUUGACCAGAAAACAACUGUCAGUCAUUCUUAAAGGGGAAGGAUUCCAAUUAAUAAACCUCUUAAACCCUUUGGUUUUACUACCAUUCCCCUGUGAGCAUCGGUGUCUUGUGUGGUUAAGGAGAGUUUUGUCAGGAGAGAAAGACAUUACAUGUGCUUGUUGCACAGGACUCCAACGGUAGGUCCUUUGCUCACUUGUGUGCAGGGGAUUUCAAGGACUUAACUGGGAGUAACAAGUGCCUCCAGUAGAUAUUGUUAGUGUCAUUCGUCUACUUAUGGACUACAGAGACACCAUGUAUGUAGCCUAGCCUUUGGUAGGAAUCUGAAAGAAGACAAAGAUGUGAGUUUGUUCGGCUUUUGUGUAAACAAUAUCUUCAGCCUCACUGAAGUGAUUCUUGAAGGAUACAGCCCUCACGCCGCACAUAAAUCUGCUCCAUUGCACGUGAAGCAGCUCCGUACAACAACUGCUCUGCUUUGUCUCACUUGGUAGCAUUUUGCUUUUUUUCCUGACGAAGAAGAGAGAAAGUGUCUCAAAAGGCUCGGAUGCAUUUGUCAAUGGAUACCCUGGGAAUAGUGGACGAUAGUUGCCUGGACAACUAUGACAUGGCAAAAGGUGCUGGGUCAAGCGCUGGAGGCCGGGUCCACAGUAUUGAUGUCAUACUGGGAUUCACUAAAGACCAGGACCCUUUACUCGAAUCGGUAGGCGAUGAUGACAGCCAAAAAGCCAACGGAGAAAACCCACAGCACCCUGAGAAGCAGGUCCCGUCGGACCCCUAUGGGCACCUUCCAGAAUUGGGUGACAGCUCCCAACAUUCUUCCUACCAUGAAUCGGACCUUUUCUCUGGUGAUAAGUGUGAUGAAGAAAUGAGCAACUUGCAGAAGGAAGUGGACAUUGCUGAGGGGUCUCCAGAGGCCGCUAUAGAGGAAGAGUACACUAAAAAGAAACACAGGAGAAACCGUACCACCUUCACCACUUAUCAGCUCCAUGAGCUGGAGCGAGCCUUCGAGAAGUCCCACUACCCAGAUGUCUAUAGCCGUGAGGAGUUGGCAAUGAAGGUUAACUUGCCCGAGGUUCGAGUUCAGGUGUGGUUCCAGAACCGAAGGGCUAAGUGGAGACGACAAGAAAAGAUGGACACUAGCACCAUGAAGCUCCAUGAUUCCCCCAUGCUAUCUUUCAAUCGUCCUCCGAUGCCUCCUAGUGUGGGGCCAAUGGCCAACCAGAUGCCCCUCGAUCCCUGGCUGACCUCGCCCAUCUCCAGUGCCACGCCCAUGCAUUCCAUCCCAGGGUUCAUGGGUUCAUCGCAGGGCCUGCAGCCCGCCUAUCCGAGCCACAGCUUCCUAAACACCCCACCUGGCAUGGUCCAAGGUAUGCAGCCGAUGGGCCCUCCUCCCUACCAGUGCCCACCCAGCUUCAACGAUAAAUACCCGAUGGAGGACGACAGGAGUUCCAGCAUCGCAGCACUCAGGAUGAAGGCCAAAGAGCACAUUCAGUCAAUGGAUAAAACCUGGCAGCACAUGUGAACUGAUGUGCUACUGUGGAAGGAUUUUUGAGCUGCUCCCGUGAAUGUUUACAAACUGCUUUUCCACCGUUUGUUUCAUGUACUCGCGACGAGGACGCAUGACACCAAAGGAGUCAGACAUUUUUUUCACUGACGCGAAUAAGCAUCUGUGAAGAUAAACUUCUUGUGAUUAAAAAAAAAAAAAAAUCACUUUAAAAUGUUUUUAGCCCUAAGGGAAAAUGAUCAAAUCUCUGAGGGGCACUUAUUUUGGUUUAGCUCAAAAGGUUUGGGAAUAGACUCUUGUUUAGAGAAAAUCCUCAACAUGAAUGUUUUAACACUUUUAUGUCAACAUUAAUUUUCUGAUAAACUUCAGACUGAAAUAUAGUAUAUGAGAGGCUAAGUAGAGCCAUGUGGUCAGCAGUAGCAACGUUUGUGGUCUUAAUUGAGGGGUGUCCUUUUUUGUGGAAAUAAGAUAUUUUAUAAAAAAUGUAAUAUUGACACUAACUCUGUCUAUAUGUACCUGGGUGUACAAUUUUCCUGCUCCCCUGGAGUGAUAAUAUCUUUAUGAGGUUUAAUGAACACUGUGUUUGAGCAUUUGCUGGUAUCUACAUCCUCAGAACUAGACAAUGUUAGUAUAAAUUUGUUCAAAGAAGUUUUUCUCCCAGUAUGUCUGUUUGGUUGGGUUUUCUCUUUGUAUUUGCUAUCUUUUAUUUUUUCUGAACAGUGCAGAUACUGUCGAGCUAUUUCUAGUAUAUUUUCAGGACCUUUAUAAGUGUGCACAAAUCCUUCUCCCACUUAAAUUUAAGUUUGAUUAGGUUUAAAAUCGAUAUGUGUGUGUUUUAUUUAAAUCAUUAAAACUGGCCUUCUGGAGAGCAUUGAGCCCUGAUGGGGGAGGUUAUCGGAAGUCACAGAGCGUAAUCUGGCUCGGAGGCUAAUUUAAGCAGACAAGCAUACCUCUUAACACCUAAUUACUGCUUUUAAAGCGAUUAACCCCGGAUUCUCAGCCAUAGACAGAAUGCCCUCAGAUGCCCCUUAAAAAUCCUUUUCAAGACCUGAUUAACCUCGCCCCUCCCAUCAAACUUGAACAUUUAUAUUAUUUCUAAUUUACAGAUACGGCCCAACAUCUCAAUGUUGCUUUUUUAUUAUGCCCUGUCUUAACCUUAAUCUUAUUGGUAAAGGAUGCUCCUCAUUGCGUUGUUGACAAAAUAUUCACUAAAGACAGGUGGAUUAAGAGUGAGAAAGUUAAUGGGUGCUGGCAGCCUCUCUAACCCUUGGAAGUAGCACAGUUUGAUGUAACUGUUGGACCACAACUAGAAGGAAAUGACGUUACACUGACGUUUGUCGGAGACAUAAGGUCAUUAUAAUAUUGCCUGUGUGUUUUAUACUGAAUGUGUAUAUUUGGUGUGUGGCCAUUAAAAGGAUGCAGAAGGGUGCUGGGCUGGCAAAGUACAUUUUCCUAUAAUCAUUUUCUCUCUGGCUCUUGAAAGACAACAAAAACAUUUAAUUUAAUGGAAUCAAGGGAGGAAGAACUUGCCAUUAAUUUUACCUGGGCUUUCCACUAUCUGGCAAAAAUAACAUGUCAUUAAGUUAGUGUUAUCAUUUCCUACUUAAAUGCGAUACUGAGUACUGUGGCAAUGCUUUGAGGGAAAUUUAUCAGGCAAUAGAAGUCCCAUGUGGACAGCAUAAUGAAGUGUAAGGAAGAGUUAUCAUUUACAUCACUUCCAAACUUUGUCUAUAUCAUGGCCUUUAGAAAUGACAGCAUCCACACUGUCAGUUUUAUAGGUUUUGUUGUUUAUAUUGUUAUAAUCCCUGUUGAUAACAGUGGACUAAAAAGCCAAAGAAAUAAAAAAAGAAAAGACACAUUUAUAAAUGUGUGAGGAUGUUUAUUAUUUUUAAAUAUUUUUUUUUCAUCAGUUUCCAAUAUCAUUAUAACUAAUUUCUAGUCCUUUCAAGUUUUUAGAAUGUGACUUUCCAUGUGCAAAACACAGAAUAAAGUUACAGUAGCACCACUGUAGAAGCACUUUGA
This is a messenger RNA of Sebastes umbrosus (honeycomb rockfish), 3634 nucleotides long. RefSeq names its product retinal homeobox protein Rx2-like. The record is from RefSeq and is a predicted model, not a curated record. Gene Ontology annotation, molecular function: RNA polymerase II cis-regulatory region sequence-specific DNA binding; DNA-binding transcription factor activity, RNA polymerase II-specific. Lineage: Eukaryota; Metazoa; Chordata; Actinopteri; Perciformes; Sebastidae. The transcript is spliced from 4 exons. Gene Ontology annotation, biological process: positive regulation of transcription by RNA polymerase II. Bases 653 to 1630 code for a protein of 325 amino acids.